UAUGCGACUUCCGCAGGCUGCAACCUUUGGAUUGAGAAACGGCCUGAGAGACGGAAGUGGGAAGGCUAGACUCAACAUUAUCAUAACUGUAACAUGUAUAUUAAAUUAGUCUUGUAUUGAUUAUCGGUCUCGUACUAGGUUUACCUUGAUAGUGAUCAAUUAGCAUACUCGUGUUUAUCUGAUCAUGUAUUUUUAAUUGUUAUUGUGCAAGUCUUCAUUACGAUAUUUUCACUUCCCAUUUAACUUGGACCGUGUUACCGUUAGAGGAAUGUAUUUGUGAUUUCCAGCAAGGGGAGAUACGCAUUUCCUCAGAAACAUUAAAUGCUGAAAGAUAUGGAUUCAAAAUAAUCGAAAUGAUCUGCCGCAUAUACGCAGUGGCGCAUUUCAUAUUGAUGAUCAAUGUCGCCGGGACGCUGGACGUACAGCCCCCAGGGGAUGUCAAGAUAACGUUAGUAGGAUCACGACUACAAUGGAAGUCUUCCGACGACAAAAGUGUCUUGUAUUAUGUACAGUAUAAAAACAACUCCGAUCCAGCAGAUGAAUGGCACAAUGUUUCAAGCUAUAAUGGAACAUCAUUAAAAACAUUUGAAAUUACUAAUGAAUUUUAUGGAGGAAUAUUUCGAGUGCGUGCAGAGAAAGACAGCCACACAUCAGAAUGGCAGAUUUCUAAACCGGUCCUGUGUAUGAAUCUUAAUAUCUGCAUUCCUAUGAUGACUGUGAAUGUAAAACCAGGAAUUAUUGUCCUACAUAUGUCACAUAUGGACCAGAGCUUGAAGAAAGAACGUGGAGAUCAUGUUGCCUUUAAUGCAUCAUUCUGGAAAGUAGUCAAUGGACGGCACUCGGAGGUUAAGUUUAGAGUUACACUUGACAAGACUCUAAGCUUUCAUGAUCUGGAAUCAGGGCAGAAGUACUGUUUUCAGGUCCAGUAUUCAUUGUAUAAUAAGCCCUAUGGAAAUACCAGCGAACAGCAAUGUGUAAACAUACCAGAAAGCCAGGAGGCAGAGAAGCGCGUUGUGCUCACAACCAUCAUAACUACAGUAUUAGUUUUGACCAUUUGUGGUUGUUGCAUUUUUGCACUUUUCAAGAACCACAAAAAGUUUAAACAGAUUCUUAAACCCCCUGUGAAUAUUCCCUUACACUUUCGAGAGUUCUUGAAUCAGGAGUUUCCUCAGCGGCCGUUUCCAAGUCCCAGCACUGAAAGUUUACCGUCAUGUGAUGUAAUCACAUUAAUAGAGAAUGGCAAUAUAGAGGAGAUUGGACAAGAGAUAAGAUCUUAAUUCUGGUUUUUACAUUAAGAUUAUGAUCGUUUUUAUAUGCACAUUCUUACACAUCACAGAUUCAACUUUGCCCUUGAUGUGUUUUUUUUUUUAAUGCUGUCAUGAAUCUCUAAAGAUUUAGCUUGCUUUUUUGAGCAUUGGGUUCACAUUUCUUUAAUUAGAUUUAACUUUUGGUUUGCAAUGUUCAGUGUUUAAGGUUAUAGUAUUGUAACACUAAAUACAAAAAUCAGCAUUUAGUAUGCUUAAUGAUAAGUAUGUCUGUAACCUCAGUAUGCACAAAAAAAAAACAGUAAGUGAAACAUUCGGAUGGUCUACUUCCUCUGCCGAGAUUUCUCAGUCAGUGAGUUCCAAAUGGGAUUAAUCCACCUGCAAAGGGCACUUUGGAUUGGGAACAGUCAGUCACUCCAAACUAAUGUGCUUAGGACUGGUCACUUUAAAGAGCUCUAUAAAGGACAGACACUUAGCUCCCAUGAUUGUUUGCACAGGUUGUGUGUGAGGACGCUGCUUCUUACAUCUUUUAUCUUUUUAAAGCUCUCAUUUUAGGGGGUAAACCCUUAUGGCAAAGAAGGGAAAGCAGGGAUAAUGCAUAGGAUGCACACUUAGGCAGAUUCUUUCAGGUGUAAGUGAUAUAGGUACCAAGGAAUGUAUUAUUUGUAGUUAAAUUGUACUUGUUUAACAACACUUGAGUAGAAUAUUUUCUUAGCUGUUGUUAGUAGCAUAGUAGUUGGUUAGGGGUUAGCUCAAGUAAAUUCUUGCAAAAUGCAAGAUAACAAAACCAAGAUAGCAAAAUGUUUGUUUUUGUUUGGCACUAAAAGCUGAUUUUCCUUUACAUUUCCCCUUGUAUAAGCAAUUGCAUUUUCUUUUAAAUUCAUAUACGGUUGAUGUUAUAUUUGCUGAUAACACCUCUUCUGAUAAUGUCCUUAACUUUAUAUUUUUUAAUCUUUUAACGGUUUUAUAGUAACUUUUGGUUGCAAUCAUUUCAAAAUCUUUUGGAGCAUUUCUUUAAUUCUGUUCCAGCAGACAAGUUUAAUGUACAUACUGAUGAAUCCCACAAUUAGGUGGUGUUGCUUUUUAAAAGCAUGAGUUGUAUAUAGGUUUUUAUUUACAAAAAAAAUGCUAUAAUAUAUUUGUAGAUUUUAAGGAAACAUGCCAAGUUCACUUAGUAUCUGUUUCUAUGUAAAACAAAGCUGUAGCCAUUUAUUCCCUUUUUGAAAUAAUGCGCCUUCCGUGUCGGAAUGUCUGUUUUUGUUUGCUUUGUGAUUCUACCCACUGGCAAUUUACCCCAAUAGUGUAUUUUGACAGCUCGGUUGCAAGUUAUCACGGUGGCCCAUAAAUAAUUUUUGUAAUUUGUAGACAACAAAAAACAUUGCAAAUAUAAAAACGAGCAGAUAAACUUUUGCUUUCCAUCGUCUGUUGGGCUUCUGUAUGUGUCUGGAAACCCGAGAAAGGGGCUGGGGAAAACGUCUCAAAUAUUUUGAAUUUAGACGGUAAUACCAAAUUUUACAGCUAGAGGUCAAUGUUACGCAGCUUCUUUAAAGGAACACGCUGACUUUUUGGGACUAAUAGCUUAUCCAUCGUAUCCCCCAGAGUUAGAUAAGUCCACCCUUUUCAUCUAAGUGCGUCUGACGCACCCACCGCUAGCCUAGCUUAGCACAAAGACUGGAAGUAAAUGGCUCCAGCUAGAAUACUGCUCUCAAUAAGUGACAAAAAUAAUGGCAACAGUUUCCUGUUUAUAUGUUGUGAUUUUUAUAAUGAUAGUGUGUACAAAUAACAAGGUCAUAUGAGCCAUCUUUUAACUGUAUGGGAAUUAUAUUCUCAGAAGUUGAAGCACUGCUUUACAUGUUUGUAAUAAUGGUUUUUUGUGAUAGUGGACAGAUACUGUUUUAUAGGCGAUACCAAAUAGUGAUUGUGAGAUCAAAUUUAUUUGUUUCCUUCACUUAAAAAUGACUGUGAUGUUAAAAUAUAUGCGGUUUGAUUGACUUUAAUAUUGUAUAAUUAGUGACGCAUUACUGCUGUGCCAAUAUGUGAAUGUUCUUUGUUUAGAUUUGAAAGUCUUUUGCAAUAAAGGUCAUUAGUAUUAGACAUAAUACUAUAUAAAUGUAAACCCUGUCCGGGAAACCGCCCCAUAGUAUUAUUCUUUUGUUUUGAUUAAUAGAGAUUUGCAAGUGUGACUUGCAAGAUAAUUAAAAAUAUUUUUUUCUUUGAAAUUUUAAUCAAAACAGAAGACAAACUGAAUUUGUCGUCAACUACAAGAACGUGCAACUAUUCUGAGAAAGUAGCAGCCUAUGUGCUAUUCUGCUGUUUGAAUUUUUCACAGUACAUAAUCAUACGUUGAUAAUGAAAAUUUAAUCUGACCAUCAGCUUCAAAGACAAUGUCCAAUUUAGACUGGACUGAUCCUCUUCACCCUGGAUUUCUCCACAUAACAUUUUAUCGCCGCAUGAGGGGGAACCAAAGAAUGUGCCAAGAGCAUACAAUGUAUUAGAUGUCUUUCAAGGUGAAAGGGUGCAGACUUUAUUCCCCUUUGCUCUUCCUCUAGAAGUCUUUGUUUCCAUACCUGUAUUUAAAGAAUGUUAUUAAAAAGCCUCCAUGCAGACCCACAGAAAGGAUAAAGUGAGGUUUGAUUAUUUUGUGACAGAGAGAUGUUUGUACAGCUGAUGUUUGGCUUGUAUUUCUGUCCUGGAAGACAUUCUGCAUAAUCUUCCUGUGGUUGGCUGUUUGUAAAACAAAUAAAUACUUAAGGUCAUA
This is a messenger RNA of Misgurnus anguillicaudatus (oriental weatherfish), 4023 nucleotides long. The record is from RefSeq and is a predicted model, not a curated record. Lineage: Eukaryota; Metazoa; Chordata; Actinopteri; Cypriniformes; Cobitidae.